This is a messenger RNA of Amphimedon queenslandica, 1165 nucleotides long. The record is from the annotation of a RefSeq genome assembly. Lineage: Eukaryota; Metazoa; Porifera; Demospongiae; Haplosclerida; Niphatidae.
AUGGUAGAGCCCAGAUCUAUUCGAAAAACGAAUCCGCUAAUAUCUUUUAUGAAUAACAUGUUGAUAGAUUUGCCAUCUCCAUCUAAUAUAAGCUACUUGUGAAAUUUUGGGUCAUUGCUGGGGGGGUGUUUGGUAAUACAAAUGGUGACGGGUAUUUUUUUAGCAAUGCACUAUUGCGCAGAUGUGAACUUAGCCUUUUCGUCUAUAAUGCAUAUAACCUGGGAUGUGGAGUAUGGAUUCUUUUUAAGAUCUUUGCAUUUAAAUGGGGCUUCAUUCUUCUUUGUAUGUGUGUAUAUGCACAUAGGGAGGGGGAUUUACUAUGGGAGUUACGUGAAAGGAAUGGUAUGGAAUGUGGGGGUGGUGAUAUAUAUACUAAUGAUGGGAACGGCCUUUAUGGGGUAUGUGUUACCCUGGGGGCAAAUGUCGUUUUGGGGAGCAACGGUGAUAACUAGUUUGUUGUCGGCUGUGGUGUAUAUAGGGGAGGAAUUGGUAGUAUGGGUUUGAGGGGGAUUUAGUGUGUCAGAUGCGACAUUAAAAGUAUUUUAUAGCUUACAUUAUUUAUUUCCCUUUAUAUUAGUGGGGUUGUCCCUGAUACACUUGGUUGCGUUACAUGAGGACGGAUCGAACAAUCCGGCGGGAGUCCCGUCAGAUUCAGACAAAGUGCCCUUUUACCACUACUAUGCUUUAAAGGACUUGUAUGGGCUGGUGGUGUUUAGUUUAAUAUUAUUUGUGUUUGCAUUUUUAUUCCCAUAUGCAUUGGGCGAUCCAGAGAAUUUUAGGGAGGCGAACCCAUUAGUUACGCCAGUGCACAUCCAACCCGAGUGGUACUUUUUAUUUGCAUAUGCCAUAUUACGAUCGAUACCAAAUAAAUUAGGCGGGGUGGCCGCCUUAGCGGCCAGUCUGUUAAUAUUGUUUUUAUUGCCCCUUUUACAUUUUAGCUGGGUGCGGGGGUUAAGUUUUAACCCCCUGGGGAGGGUGUUGUAUUGAACUUUAAUAUCCGACUUUAUCAUAUUGACUUGAAUAGGGGGGCAACCAGUAGAGGACCCUUACAUAUUGAUAGGGCAAUUGGCAUCCGCCUAUUAUUUUAUAUAUUUUAUAGUUUUAAAUCCAAUGGGGGGGUAUUUAGGGGAUAUAUUGAUGGGAUUGCGAAGGACCAAUCGAAGAU